AUGGGUAGAAGAUCCGGUCUGGUAAUCAGAAUCGGGAAGCCUGAUACUGUUCUGAUGGAGUUGGCAAAGGCCAUAGGUGCCGACACCAUUUAUGCGCACAUAGAGGUUUCAGGGUUUAAAGUUAAGGAGGAGGAGAAGAUCGAGGCGGCAAUGAAAGAGGAGAAUAUGGAGGUUAAGUAUUUUUGGGGAAGCACUCUGUACCACGCGCAGGAUUUGCCAUUUAAGUUGGAGGAUAUGCCGACGAAAUACGGUGAUUUUAGAGAGAAGGUGAAAGGAUUAGAGGUGAGGAAGACGAUUGAAGCUUUGGAUCAGAUGAAGGGUCUGCCCUCAUGA
This is a messenger RNA of Malus domestica (apple), 333 nucleotides long. Its product is annotated as blue-light photoreceptor PHR2-like. Gene Ontology annotation, molecular function: DNA binding; deoxyribodipyrimidine photo-lyase activity; FAD binding. Gene Ontology annotation, biological process: photoreactive repair. The record is from RefSeq and is a predicted model, not a curated record. Lineage: Eukaryota; Viridiplantae; Streptophyta; Magnoliopsida; Rosales; Rosaceae.